Closterium sp. Naga37s-1 is the source of this 522-nucleotide messenger RNA. The record is from the annotation of a GenBank genome assembly. NCBI's taxonomy places the organism in Eukaryota, Viridiplantae, Streptophyta, Zygnematophyceae, Desmidiales, Closteriaceae.
AUGAAAACCAGCGACGCCCAUCCCUGCCACUGCGUUCUAGCGACUCCGUCCGCAUUGGCCGCCAACCACUUGCUGUUCCGUGCUCUCCAAUCCCCCUUUCUUCUCCGCGCUCUCUGCCGCAUUUUCCCAACGCAAUCCGUCGACUUCUGCUCUGCGCUCAUCGUCGCGUUCUGCUUGUCUCGUCGCCGCGCUGCGUACCCGUCGUCCUCCCUGCUUUCAGCGUCGCCGCGGGCUGCCGCGCUUAGGAUCCCCGCUCUCCUGCUGCGGGUAAAACGUUUCUGGGCCUCCUCUCUUCCCUGUCCUCUCUCCCCUCCCUGCCCUCUCUUCCCUGUCCUCUCUCCCCUCCCUGCCCUCUCUUCCCUGUCCUCUCUCCCCUCCCUGUCCUCUCUUCCCUGUCCUCUCUCCCCUCCCUGUCCUCUCUUCCCUCUCUGUCCUCUCUUCCCUCCAUGUCCUCUCUUCCCUCCCUAUUCUCUCUUCCCUCUCUGCCCUCUCAUCCCUCCCUUAUUUCUCUUUCCUCCCUAA